This is a messenger RNA of Planococcus citri (citrus mealybug), 866 nucleotides long. It is a transcript of the gene mgr, whose product is annotated as merry-go-round. The transcript has 6 exons. Gene Ontology annotation, molecular function: tubulin binding. Gene Ontology annotation, biological process: tubulin complex assembly; microtubule-based process; protein folding. Bases 202 to 759 code for a protein of 185 amino acids. Gene Ontology annotation, cellular component: prefoldin complex; cytoplasm. Lineage: Eukaryota; Metazoa; Arthropoda; Insecta; Hemiptera; Pseudococcidae. The record is from RefSeq and is a predicted model, not a curated record.
AAAAUCAAAAGAGAAUUUUACGGAAUGUUCAGAUAAGGUGGCAACUUUAAAUUUACGACUUCAAAAAAUUCUCAAAUCCAAACUCAAAAAAAUUGUGUCUGAAAAUUGAAAUCGAAAACUUUGAAGUUGAAGUUUUUGAAGGCAAUAAGUAAAGAUUACUCAUAGUAUAAUUUAUGAUAAAUUCAUCAAAUAGUUUUUACAAUGGGAGAUGAGGAAAAGAAAUCUUCAGGUGCAGGAAUACCGCAAGCCAUCUUCGUGGAAGAUGUUGACAGUUUUAUGGCUCAGCCUGAAAAUGGAGGUAAUGCCGAAAAGGUUCUCCGGAAAUUGGACGAGCAACACAAUAAAUAUAAAUUUAUGGAACUUAAUUUACUAGCAAAGAAGAAACGCUUAAAAAAUCAAAUGCCAGAUUUAGAAAAAUCUCUUGAUAUGAUUCAUCUUCUGAAAAAGCGUAAAGCUGAAGCGAGUGAAGAAAAAAUCAUGACUGAAUUUCUUCUAUCCGAACAGUUGUAUUCAAAGGCUGUUAUCAAACCGUCAGAUACUGUGUAUUUAUGGCUCGGAGCAAACGUUAUGUUGGAGUAUAGUUUAGAUGAUGCUGCUGAAUUACUUACUAAAAAUAUAGAAACUGCAAAAAAGCAAGAAGCCAGCGUAGAGCAAGAUCUCGAUUUUUUGAGGGAUCAAUUUACUACUACUGAAGUGAAUAUGGCUCGAGUAUACAAUUGGGAUGUUAAACGAAGACAAGCAGAAAGUGGAAGCACCUAACAACAAUUCAAAUAAUAUUCACCCUUAACCCACAGGUUUUUUUACUUACACUUUAAGGAAAUGUAACGCGAUGCUGUUCUUUUGUAAUUAAUAUAUGUUUUCUUGUC